This is a messenger RNA of Dovyalis caffra, 744 nucleotides long. Lineage: Eukaryota; Viridiplantae; Streptophyta; Magnoliopsida; Malpighiales; Salicaceae. The record is from the annotation of a GenBank genome assembly.
AUGCAAUUGGAGACUCGAAUUGAAGAAUGGAGGCCGCAGAAUACAGUAACGUCCUUGAAGCCAAAAACAGAACACGAGAGAGAUGGAGUACCUUUAGCAAACAAGAAUAAAGAGACUGAGGAGUCAAAAGUACGAGAACUGGAGUUUACGGACACCGAAUUUAAAGCAGAUCUUAACUUGCGGAAUGUUGGACGUGAACAUGUUUUCUGGCGGACUGGAGUAAAGUGCACGAAGGGAACAUGUUCAAAUGAGGAAGAAGUUGACGUUGGAAGUUCAGUGAAAACCACUGUUUGGCACGACCAGUUAUCAUCAUCUCAUCCAAAAAGUUCUUCACCAGGAAUUAAGACCUCUCCUGCUCCAUCUGGCCAGAAGAUUCCUCUUUAUUCUGUAGCGCAUACCAGGGUUGGAGACAAAGGAAAUGACUUGAAUUUUUCAAUCAUCCCACACUACCCCUCUGCUAUUGAGAGUGUGAAGCUAAUUAUAACACCCCAGUGGGUGAAGGAAGUUGUCUCAACUCUUUUGAACACCUCUUCCUUUCCCGACUCAUUUGUCACCAUGAAGAGAGACAAAUGGGUAAGCGAACAUGUUAAUGUAGAAAUUUAUGAAGCCAAGGGAAUCAAUUCUUUGAAUAUCGUGGUCCGUAACAUUCUAGAUGGUGGCGUCAACUGCUCUCGUAGGAUUGACCGGCAUGGGAAGACCAUCUCAGACCUUGUAUUGUGUCAGCAAGUUGUGCUGCCGCCAUGA